UUCUAUUUUAGUUUAAUUAUCAAUUGUUUAUCUUUAAUCUAAUAUUGAUGCUGUCGAAGAAAUCAUCAGAGAAAUUACCAGAACAGAAAAUUACCAUUAUGGAUCGCAUAGCUUUGCAGAGACGAUUUCUUUUUAUAAAACGAAUAUUUAAAGUUAAGCAUAUGGAUUUUGAGUUUGCCCUUUGGCAAAUGCUUUAUCUUUUUGUAUCACCAAAAAGAGUAUAUCGAAACUUUUCCUAUCAUCAAGAGACAAAAAGGCAAUGGUCAAGAGACGAUCCAGCUUUUUUAGUGCUUUUAAGUGCUUGGUUGUUUGUUUCAUCAUCUAUAUUUUCAGUUGCAUUAAGUCUUAGUUUUACUGGAUUUUUGAAAUUGUUAUUUUGGGUUAUAUUUGUAGACUGCAUUGGAUUUGGCUUGUUAGUUGCAGGGAUUUUAUCAGUUUUUGUAAACAGAUAUCUUCGAUUUCCUGGUGGUAUAAAACAACAGGAAAGGAUUGAAUUUGGAUACGCAUUUGAUGUGCAUCUAAAUGCUUUUUUCCCAUUAUUACUAAUUCUGCAUGUUGUUCAGCUAAUUUAUUUUUUAUUCAGUGAAAACAGUUUUAUGGCAAGAUUUAUUGGAAACACUAUUUGGCUAAUUGCUUUGUUUUAUUAUUUCUAUAUAACAUUUCUUGGGUAUAGCUGUUUACCGUUUCUUCGUGGUACCGUAACAUUGUUGUUUCCAGUAAUUUUGGUAUCUAUAUUUUAUUUUAUCUCCUUAUUUUUUCCAGCUCUUAAUUUCAGUCAUAUGUUGAUAGACUUUUAUCGAUAUAGAGUAUCUCAUUAUGCAUUAUAAUAUGAUGAAAUAUUUUUGAAGUACUUUUGAUAUAAAAAGUUUUUCUGAACAAAUUUAAUUUUCAAAAGUAUAUUCAAUAAUCAUGAUUUUUCAUUUUUUUUGAGUUUUAUUUUGACUUUUUUUGUUGUUUUUAAAAAACCAUUUUCUGAAUUUUCUCUAUAUUUAUAUUUUUUGGAAAUCACAUAUGUUGUCUUAAUUUUCAUUUGUAUAUAAUCCUUGUAUUCAAGUUAUGUUAUGAGGAAAAUUUGGUUCACGUAAACCAGCUACAUCAAAA
This is a messenger RNA of Hydra vulgaris (swiftwater hydra), 1101 nucleotides long. Its product is annotated as protein unc-50 homolog. Lineage: Eukaryota; Metazoa; Cnidaria; Hydrozoa; Anthoathecata; Hydridae. The record is from RefSeq and is a predicted model, not a curated record. Gene Ontology annotation, cellular component: Golgi membrane.